ACAGCAGUAGGUACUUCGGUGAGCUACUUACCGAACCAAUAUUUAGUCCGCUAUUAAAAUCUUCACGACUUUUACGUUAAAAAUAUAAGCAACCACUGGAAUAAAUUUUUAAGUAAAUAAACAUUGGCGGUAUUAAAGCUUCGUUGGUAUCUUUUUAAUUUCAGUAGUUUAUCGGUCGGCAUGAACGUUUAUUUUAACGCUGCCAUACUAAUUCUUCAACUGGUGCUAUUGUUAAGUCUUGUUUCUUCAGUUCCCAGAAGGUUACAGAAGAAGAACAAAGGUGGAAAUACUAGGUUUAUUGGUAAAAGACAAUUGAUCGCAAUGGAAGCCUUACAAAGUGGACCAGGUGUUUUCCACAAAAAACUUAAAACUCACGUACAACCAUUGGAAGAAAGUUGCCAGUCGGCCAGUUUCAAAAAUGAGUUCAAUAGUAUUAGGCAGCAAGUGAAGUGCGAGCCCAGGGAUACUGUUGUGGAUCUUGUGCCACCUCUUGGGGCUAUCAUAAUUCCAAACGCGGUGAUAGUGAAACGUUGCGGUGGGAUGUGCAAUGGAUUUAAGGGCUGUUUACCACUACAAACCCAGGAGAAGAAGAUGUACGUCAAAACUGUGAGGAACAGCGAGAUUCUUUGUACUUCAAUUACCGUAGUUGAAGACCUGAAGUGCAGAUGUAACUGCCUGCAAACGCCCAAAGAUUGUACCCCGUUCCAAGUCUACAGCAAGGAGACGUGCUCCUGUAAUUGCCAAAAUAAGGUGAGCUCCGGUCCGAAAGCAAUUUCCUUUGUAAACUACAACUUCUUUAGAAGGAUUACGCCGCGUGUAUCGAUAGUAAAAACGAAAACGUAUUUUGGGACGAAAGUACGUGCUCCUGUAUUUGCGAACAAAACAAAACGUGCACGACAGGGACACGAUGGGAAGAAAGCGAGUGCAGAUGUGUUAAGAUCAGAUCGUAACAGAAGGCGACAACAGUAUUAUAGUGUAAAUAUUUAUGGUAAUUUAUUUCGCAACAUGUUAUAUUAUGCUAGUCUGAAGCUAAUUUUAGGUUUUAAUACAGAUCUGUCUGAGAUCUCGAAAAUGUAAUUUAGUUAUGUAAAGCUUGAUGCCGUUUCUUUCUUUGAUUCGAUUAGUUAUAAGAGCCUUCAACAGUUCUCUAAUUUAUGUAGCGCAUGCUAAAUGUUAACGAAAUAGAGUUUUAUACAAUGUUA
This is a messenger RNA of Photinus pyralis (common eastern firefly), 1202 nucleotides long. RefSeq names its product balbiani ring protein 3-like. The coding region runs from base 181 to 1077 and encodes 298 amino acids. Gene Ontology annotation, biological process: positive regulation of protein autophosphorylation; positive regulation of cell population proliferation. The transcript has 4 exons. Gene Ontology annotation, cellular component: membrane. Gene Ontology annotation, molecular function: growth factor receptor binding; growth factor activity. Lineage: Eukaryota; Metazoa; Arthropoda; Insecta; Coleoptera; Lampyridae. The record is from RefSeq and is a predicted model, not a curated record.